This is a messenger RNA of Camelus dromedarius (Arabian camel), 1424 nucleotides long. It is a transcript of the gene TEKT2, whose product is annotated as tektin 2. The coding region runs from base 115 to 1407 and encodes 430 amino acids. The record is from RefSeq and is a predicted model, not a curated record. Lineage: Eukaryota; Metazoa; Chordata; Mammalia; Artiodactyla; Camelidae. Gene Ontology annotation, cellular component: nucleus; microtubule cytoskeleton. The transcript has 10 exons. Gene Ontology annotation, biological process: cilium assembly; cilium movement involved in cell motility.
AACCGGGGGCGCUCAACAGAAGAGAGGGGGAGGCGAGGCGGAAGUGCGGGCCAGCAAGGAGAGGGGAGUGCCUUGGAACAGGCCUGAGGUCUCUGACCCCUUGGCUCCUGCACCAUGGCCACGCUGAGCGUCAAGCCCAGUCAACGCUUCCGGUUGCCAGACUGGCACACCAACAGCUACCUGUUGUCCACCAAUGCAGAGCAGCAGCGAGAUGCCUCACACCAGAUCCGCCAGGAGGCCCGAGUCCUCCGCAACGAGACAAACAACCAGACCAUUUGGGAUGAACAUGACAAUAGGACUCGAUUGGCAGAGAGAAUUGAUACUGUCAACCGAUGGAAGGAGAUGCUGGAUAAGUGUCUGACGGAUUUAGAUGCUGAGAUCGACACCCUGACACAGAUGAAAGAGUCAGCAGAGCAAAACCUGCAGGCCAAGAACCUGCCUCUGGAUGUGGCAAUUGAGUGCCUGACCCUGCGGGACAGUCGGCGUGACAUUGAUGUGGUGAAGGACCCCGCAGAGGAAGAGCUGCACAAAGAGGUGGAGAUCAUUGAAGCCACCAAGAAGGCCUUGCAAGAGAAGAUCAGCCAGGCCUUUGAGAAGCUCUGCCUCCUACAGGAAGUCCGACAGCAGCUCAACUCUGACCAUCGGGGCAAAAUGGAGACAUUGGACAUUGACAAAGGCUGCCUCUCUCUCAACCUCAAAUCUCCAAACAUCUCCCUGAAGAUUAAUCCCACACGUGUCCCCAGUGGCUCUUCCACACUCCAGCAGUGGGAUGACUUCAGUCAGUUCAACAAGAACCGGGCAGAAGCUGAGAUGAAAGGAGCCGUAGAGCUGAGGGAGGCCAUCGCCCUAACUAUUGCUGAGACCAACAACGAACUUGAAGCCCAGAGAGUUGCAACGGAAUUUGCCUUCAGGAAGCGGCUGCGGGAGAUGGAGAAAGUGUACAGUGAGCUCAAGUGGCAAGAAAAGAAUACCUUGGAGGAGAUCGCAGAGCUGCAGGAGGACAUCCGGCACCUGGAGGAGGAUCUGCGCAGAAAGUUACUGAACCUGAAGCUAUGCCACACCCGGCUAGAGACCAGGACCUACCGUCCCAAUGUGGAACUCUGCCGGGACCAGGCACAGUACGGCCUCACUGACGAGGUUCACCAGUUAGAGACCACCAUUGCCGCCCUGAAGCAGAAGCUGGCGCAAGCGCAGGAUGCUCUGGACGCCCUGUACAAGCAUCUGGCCCGGCUGCAGGCUGACAUUGCCUGCAAGGCCAACUCCAUGCUGUUGGACACUAAGUGCAUGGACACCCGUCGGAAGCUGACUGUGCCUGCUGAGAAGUUUGUGCCGGAGGUGGACACUUUCACCCGCACCACAAACCGCACCCUGAGUCCACUCAAAACCUGCCAACUGGAGCUAACCUAGGGAGGGGGCUGAGGGAG